Amyelois transitella is the source of this 1292-nucleotide messenger RNA. RefSeq names its product tachykinin-like peptides receptor 86C (gene NGR-A33). NCBI's taxonomy places the organism in Eukaryota, Metazoa, Arthropoda, Insecta, Lepidoptera, Pyralidae. Bases 47 to 1246 code for a protein of 399 amino acids. Gene Ontology annotation, biological process: G protein-coupled receptor signaling pathway. Gene Ontology annotation, cellular component: plasma membrane. Gene Ontology annotation, molecular function: tachykinin receptor activity. The record is from RefSeq and is a predicted model, not a curated record. The transcript has 9 exons.
CAUAAUUGUGAAAAUAAAGUGCAGUGUAAGUUAAACAAGUGACAAGAUGGACUCGGACACUGACUUGCAGAAUUUCUUCAACUGCGCCCAGCAGAUCUUGGCCAAGGAUAAACUGUCCAACCUGAAUGCCACGCAGAUGGUAGAUCUGCUGACGAGCGAGAUCUUGGGCGAUAUUAAUCUCAAGGUGCGGCUGGGCAACUGCAUGGGCCUUGGAGAACGGCCCUUCAGCCCUCCGUGGUGGGCACAGUUGGCCUGGUUCAUCGUCUUUGCCGUAAUGCUGCUUCUCGCAAUUCUUGGAAAUACCCUAGUCAUUUGGAUAGUUCUCGCUCACCGGCGAAUGAGGACGGUCACCAACUGCUUUCUCGUGAACUUAGCGGUCGCUGAUCUCCUUAUGGCGACGCUCAACGGGGCUCCAAACUUCGUGUUCCUGGUGACUGCUCAUUGGCCCUUCGGUGCCGUGACCUGCACUGCAAGCAACUUCACUGCCAACUUGACUGUGUCAGCGGGGGUAUUCACAUUGGUCGCUAUUACCGUGGAUAGGUACGUGGCUAUCGUGAAACCACUGCAGCACAGGCUGAGCCGAAAGGUGGCGCGGUCAGCGCUUUUCACCGUGUGGUGUGCCAGCGCUUUGCUUGCGCUCCCCAGCCUCCUCUAUUCUGACACUUACAAAAAACAGUAUAUCAACGGUGAAAGAGAAAUUUGUUUCAUCAAAUGGCCAGACGGUAGUUACCCCACGUCGAAAACUGAUUAUUGCUACAACAUCGUGUUCCUAGCUGUGACGUACGUAGCACCGAUGUCAGUAAUGGUGUGGGCGUACAUACGCAUGAGUGCGGCCCUCAGGGGCAGGGCUAUCGGGGAGUGCACUCAUCACCAGAUGCAAGUCGUCAGGGCUAAAAGAAAGGUCGUGCGAAUGUUCGUGCUAGUGGUGAUGGUGUUUGCUCUGUGCUGGCUGCCGUACCACGCGUACUUCGUGCUGGUCUACCACCAUCAGUCACUGGCCUCGUCUCCAUUGUCCCAACACAUCUACUUGGGCUUUUAUUGGCUUGCUAUGGCCAACUCAAUGUUCAACCCGCUCAUAUAUUAUUGGAUGAGUAACAAGUUCCGAAUUUAUUUCCGAGUGGUGCUAUGUUGGUGCCGAGCAGCGAAGACUGAAACGCCAAAUGAUUUGAAGAAAUUGGACAUGAAUAGAUCAUUUUCAGUAAGCCAGAGGCAUUAUCGAGACCCUUCUUCCUUCAGCCGAGCAUGACAUUCGCGGAGGCGAAGCCACCUCUCUCGCUCCCUCCCUGCUAAUG